AUGAAAAAAGUUUUAAUUCCCCUUUAUCUACAUGAAUCUGGAUGUUGUUCUGGUGAUUGCCAACCUGGCCAUUCGUUCAGAGCGGACUGGUGCCUUGACCUUCAUGGUUUUUUAUCCAAAGAGGAGUUCGCUGCUAGAAUUGAUCAAAUCAAUAAUCAUGUUAAAGGUGUUGAACUAAUGACUCGAAAAACAAAAAAUUUAUUAUAUUCAAUCUCUUCUACUGCUACUGUUCUGUUAAUAAUUAUCUUAACAAUAAUUGUACCACGAUUUGGUUGGGCUAUAGGCUUCAUUUUAUCUUCAGUUGGAUACUCUAUUGCCAAAUAUAUGAUUGAAAAAAAUGCUUGUGAACGCGCAUUAGCAUUUACAAAUCUCUUGAAUGAUCUAUUUGCACGAUACAAUGAAAAAGAAACUCCAACUGUUAAUUGGAAAUUCUGGUGGGUCUCAUCUUACAACAGUUAUGCUAAUAAUUUGGAAGGGAGAGCUUUCGGUAAUGGUCAUAUAAACGUGUUAAAGAUCGGUUUUUGUCUCAGCCUUAAACUUGCUGCACUAUUUGCUGAUAAUGCAUUAAUAAUUCUUGAAAUUAAUGAUGCUCUAUCUGAUCUUACCGCCAACACUGUUCGUGUGAAUAUUGCUCCUGAUAAUAAUUAUUAUAAUGGGAUGACGUUUGUUAAUAAUGUUCCUGUUAAUACCGUCCCUGUUAACAAUAUUCCUGUUAAUAAUGUCCCUAUUAAUUCUGCGCAUGUCAUUAACGUGAAGUAUAAUUAG
Messenger RNA from Dentiscutata erythropus, 765 nucleotides. The record is from the annotation of a GenBank genome assembly. NCBI's taxonomy places the organism in Eukaryota, Fungi, Glomeromycota, Glomeromycetes, Diversisporales, Gigasporaceae.